AGUUUCUCUCCAAUUGCCUUCUGUCAGGCAGGCUACAGUAAAGCCCCAGUGGCUGUGGGCCUGGGCGUUCCCUUCUUUCUGCACCCCAAAACUCUCCCGAGUGACCUCAUCCAGGAGGCAGGAGUGAGGCCAGGACUGGCCCGUCUGGCUGGGGAGAGCCCUGCCUAAAAAGGAGAGGCUGUGCUGGGCCAGCCCAGGCCGAGCAUCCGCUGGGACUCAGGCAUGCCGAGAAUGUCUUCAGGCAAUAACUCUGCUCGACUUUGGAGUCUUUCCCCAAAUAUGGUGCGCAGCUUCAGCCACCGAGGAGGGGGAGGGGCAGUGAUGUCAGGGGCUGGAGGGCCGGGGCCUUUUAGCCCCUCCUGGGGCUGCAGAGUCCUGGCAGAGCAACAUCUGGGGAGCCUCGGAGCCACCAUAGCUACCCACCCUGCAGAUAUGGCAAACAAGGGGCCUUCCUUUGGGCUGAGCAGAGAUGUCCAGGCCAAGAUCGAGAAGAAAUACGAUGAUGAGCUGGAAGAGCGUCUGGUCGAGUGGGUGGUGGCCCAGUGUGGGAAUGAGGUGGGACGCCCAGAGCGAGGGAGGCUGGGCUUCCAAGUCUGGCUGAAGAACGGCAUUGUCCUCGGGAAGCUGAUCAACAGCCUUAACCCCAGCGGCUGCAAGCCUGUGAAGAUCCCAGACCCGCCUCCCAGCAUGGUCUUCAAGCAGAUGGAGCAGAUCUCCCACUUUCUGAAGGCAGCCGAGGACUCCGGGGUGGUGAAGACCGACAUGUUCCAGACGGUUGAUCUCUUUGAAGCCAAGGACAUGGCAGCUGUCCAGCGGACCCUCAUGGCCUUGGGCAACCUGGCCGUGACCAAGAACGACGGGAAUUACCAGGGGGACCCCUCGUGGUUCAUGAAGAAGGCCCAGGAGAACAAGCGGGACUUUUCCGACAGCCAGCUGAAGGAGGGCAAGAAUGUGAUCGGCUUACAGAUGGGCUCUAACAAAGGGGCAUCGCAGGCAGGCAUGACGGGCUACGGCCGACCUCGGCAGAUCAUCAGCUAAGCACAGUCCAGCUGCUGUGCUGUUCCUCCCCCCCCCCCCAAGCCGGCUGGUCUUCCCGCUCUUUGCUAACAGCCUGGCAAGCUCUGCCCCUCUGCUGCUGCCAGGGGUAUCCGCAGGGAACCUCCCCACCGUGCCCCCUAAGCAGUUCCCGGAAGGGGCACUGUGCCCAAAGACUUGUGCUGCUCCUGCAUAGCAACGGCCAGCCAGGCAGCCAACCUGCUCCAGAGCUGCCAGCCUCUGCAUGCUACCCGCUUCACCCACCCACCCACCCACUCACCACACCCUCCCGACCUGCUUUGGCCCUGGCACGAAUCCUGGGGCUGUCGGAAGGCUUCUCCCAACUGCAGAACCGAACUUGGCGGAAGGUGCGUGAGGAAAGGAGCCUCUCUUGACAAACUCUGCUAGGGGCGCAGAACAAAGCUAACUUUUGUACUUUUUUGGGAGUUAUUCAUUAGAUUAAAAACUGAAUCUUUUAGGUU
This is a messenger RNA of Crotalus tigris (Tiger rattlesnake), 1517 nucleotides long. RefSeq names its product transgelin (gene TAGLN). The coding region runs from base 223 to 1038 and encodes 271 amino acids. The record is from RefSeq and is a predicted model, not a curated record. The transcript is spliced from 5 exons. NCBI's taxonomy places the organism in Eukaryota, Metazoa, Chordata, Lepidosauria, Squamata, Viperidae. Gene Ontology annotation, molecular function: protein binding.